Molecule: messenger RNA, 637 nt
Organism: Phytophthora nicotianae INRA-310
Lineage: Eukaryota; Oomycota; Peronosporomycetes; Peronosporales; Peronosporaceae
Exons: 1
Coding region: 224-631 (135 amino acids)
Source: RefSeq, a predicted model, not a curated record
ACUGAGCUUAAAGACAUUCCUGAUACAGCAGUUGACACUCAAGUGAAAACGUUUGGAUUCGGGGCCCCUAUGCAGUUUCAUACCUUCGGUAAGGCUUCGUCGUCUUUUCGCACCACGCGGAUCUUAAUGACAAAUUGCUUUGCUAGGUUUCUUUGACAAGACUAGUGCAGCUGCAUCUAGCUCUUCAGCGACUCUAUUCGACCGUGUGGUCAAUGGAGAUACAAUGCUGUUAUUAGCGCUGCGUCACUACGAUCCACAAUGCGCCAUCGUGCUAAUCAAGCAAGGAGCCUCUCUAAACGUAUUGAAUUCGUUUAAUGAGAACCCAUUGCAAGUCAUUUUUGAUGCGAUGGCUUUCUUUCGACUUCAUCCAAGUGAUGAAACGCAAGAUCUGAGCAAAGGAGACAGCCGACUUGUACAGCAACGUGCUGAAUACGAAGACUUGUUUUCUCUUCUCCAGGACGAACUUGGAGCAUUCUACGAUAAGCAAAAAGCAGAAGUUGAACGAGAGUUGCAAGAACUCUACCAACAUAUCGCUCCUGACCGGCUGUCUAAGAUUCCAGACCAACUCGAGGCUUACAAAUACCGUGAGAAGCUGUUGCUCGAAUGUGUUAAGAAAAAAUAUACCUUAUAAACGUCG